Molecule: messenger RNA, 383 nt
Organism: Nematolebias whitei (Rio pearlfish)
Lineage: Eukaryota; Metazoa; Chordata; Actinopteri; Cyprinodontiformes; Rivulidae
Gene: pth4
Product: parathyroid hormone 4
Exons: 2
Coding region: 4-360 (118 amino acids)
Biological process (GO): bone mineralization; regulation of chondrocyte differentiation; adenylate cyclase-activating G protein-coupled receptor signaling pathway
Cellular component (GO): extracellular region
Molecular function (GO): hormone activity; peptide hormone receptor binding
Source: RefSeq, a predicted model, not a curated record
AAGAUGCAGAUAUCCCACCGGUCUGCGCAGCAGUUUGCUGUCAUGGUCCUUUUCGUCUUGACAACCGUCCGGAGUCAACAGAAUGAAAACCGCCGGGCCGUGACCGAACACCAGCUGAUGCACGACCGUGGUCGAAACAUCCAGAGUCUGAAGAGGCUCAUUUGGCUCUCCAGCGCCAUUGAAGGACUCCAUACCGCGCAGGCCCGCUCGGCUGCUUUCAGCCCCACAAAGAUCCUGGAGUCGGCUCUGAAUCCGGUGCUGGUCCGUGCUGCAGGGAGUUCCCAGCCUGCUCAGGUCCACAACGUCCUGAGGGACUUCUUUUACCCUCACUUGGCUCAUCUGUUGGAGGAAGAACCUUAACACCACACAGAUGCACAAACAAA